This is a messenger RNA of Rhincodon typus (whale shark), 1071 nucleotides long. RefSeq names its product ADP-ribosylhydrolase like 1 (gene adprhl1). The coding region runs from base 1 to 1071 and encodes 356 amino acids. The record is from RefSeq and is a predicted model, not a curated record. Gene Ontology annotation, molecular function: magnesium ion binding; ADP-ribosylarginine-[protein] hydrolase activity. Lineage: Eukaryota; Metazoa; Chordata; Chondrichthyes; Orectolobiformes; Rhincodontidae. The transcript has 7 exons. Gene Ontology annotation, biological process: protein de-ADP-ribosylation.
AUGGAACAUUACAGGGCCGCCAUGGUGCUGGGGGGAGUCGGAGAUGCUCUGGGCUAUAGGAACUCCAAGUGGGAGAACUGCCCUUCAGGUGUGGUGAUUCUAGAUGAACUGAAAGGUCUGGGUGGAUUGGAAAGCCUUACCUUAACAGAGGACAACUGGCCAGUCAGUGAUGAUACAGUUAUGCACAUAGUAACAGCAGAGGCACUCAUAUCAGAUUUCUGGUCCCUUGAGGACCUUUAUCGUGAGAUGGUGAAGGUCUACGUUGAGAUUGUUGAGAAAAUCAAUAAACGACGACCAGACCCAGCGACCAUCGAAGGCUGCACCCAACUCAAACCUGAUAACUAUGUGCUGGGAUGGCACACGCCUUUCAAUGUGAAAGGGUCGGGAUUUGGUGCAGCCACUAAGGCCAUGUGCAUUGGGAUGAGGUACUGCCAGCCUGACAAACUGGACAAUCUUGUGCAAGUGAGCAUCGAAUCAGGACGAAUGACACACAACCACCCUACAGGUUUCCUCGGAUCGCUGUGCACAGCUCUUUUUGCAUCCUAUGCUGUGCAACGCAAGCCCAUAGUGGAGUGGGGAAGGGAGAUGUUAAAGGUGGUUGCUGUGGCUGAGGCUUACUGCAGGAAAACCAUUCGUCACAUGUCAGAAUACCAACAAAAUUGGUUUUAUUUUGAAACCAAAUGGCAGACAUAUUUGGAAGAAAGAGGAAUUUCACAGGAAGGGCAGAACACACCAACUUUUCCAAAGAACUAUGACGCAGAGAAAAGAGAUCAGGUCUACAAGGAAUGGAGUUCAGAAGGUGUGGGUGGGAGGAGAGGACAUGAUGCUCCAAUGAUAGCCUAUGAUGCCCUCCUCUUCGCUGGCAAUGACUGGACACAACUAUGUCAUCACGCCAUGUUUCAUGGGGGUGAGAGUGGAGCCACUGGAUCGAUUGCUGGCUGUCUCUAUGGCCUCCUUUAUGGAAUGACCAGUAUCCCCCCAGGUUUAUACAAGAAUUUGGAAUUCAGGGAGAGACUGGAGGAGCUUGCAGAAGAACUGUAUAAAGCAGCAAAUGACAGCAAAUCCAAAUGA